Messenger RNA from Perca fluviatilis (European perch), 935 nucleotides. RefSeq names its product G-protein coupled receptor 4-like. The record is from RefSeq and is a predicted model, not a curated record. The transcript is spliced from 4 exons. Gene Ontology annotation, molecular function: G protein-coupled receptor activity. Gene Ontology annotation, biological process: phospholipase C-activating G protein-coupled receptor signaling pathway; positive regulation of Rho protein signal transduction. Bases 72 to 935 code for a protein of 287 amino acids. Lineage: Eukaryota; Metazoa; Chordata; Actinopteri; Perciformes; Percidae. Gene Ontology annotation, cellular component: membrane.
GACAAAACAUCAGACAUUGGUGUAGGGAACUCAUUCAGUGUCUUCAGCUGUCAAAGGUUUCACUCUGAAGAAUGGGAGAGGUCUAUGUUAAUGACACUUUACAGGACAUGAGGGAUUAUUACAACAGCAACUUCAACGACUUUGAAUUUAAAAAAAUACUAUUCAUCAUAAAUGUGGUGACAUGCAUAAUCAUUAGUAUCGGACUUCCUUUGACCCUCGUGGCCAUCUAUGCUCUUUAUUCUCUGGUGGGAAAGUAUAAUGUUGCUCCGAUCUACGUCAUCAACCUUCUCAUUUCUGACCUCAUUCAGUUCUGCUGCUUGAUCGGUUUGGUGGCAAAAUCUGAGGACCAGAAAAUAACCGUUGUUAUUUACUUCUCUAGUCUGUUGGCCAGUGUUUACUUCAUGGUGUGCAUCGCCCUGGAAAGGUAUUUGGUCAUCGCCUGCCCACUGUGGUACCGCUUCAGACGAUCCAUCAAGAGCUCCGUGGUGGUCUGUGUCCUGGUCUGGGUUUUUCCUCUUAUCUUUUUCAUCGGUUAUGUAUUUUGGUAUGUUCCAGAUUUUAUAAUGAAUAUCACUUUGUUCAUAUUUUUCCUCCUUCCCCUCCCACUGCUCAUAUUCUUUCUGCUUGGGACCCUUAAAGCCCUGUCUGCUUCCAUCUUAGUUACUGCUGAUGAAAAACGACGAAUUGUGGCAAUGUUGGUCCUGCUGCUGCUUAUUUACACGCUGCUGUCUCUACCCAGAAUCAUCAUGCUUCUGAAAAAACAUGACAUAAAUGACAUCCCCCUCCACAUCCUGUGUGAUGUGUUUCUUAAGUUGAGUCCUCUUGCAGACUUAGUUCUGUAUGUUUUCAUGAGGAAAAGGGCCAUAGACAAGCUUUUGGCCUAUGUGUGUUGUUGCAGAAUGGACAGCAAUGAUGUCAGCAGUUCAACAGUAUGA